Molecule: messenger RNA, 21196 nt
Organism: Cinara cedri
Lineage: Eukaryota; Metazoa; Arthropoda; Insecta; Hemiptera; Aphididae
Source: the annotation of a GenBank genome assembly
AUGACCGGUAAACUGCUAUCACUAUUGUUAUCACAUCACGAGCUGAUCAUCUACACCGUGAUCACGAUAUUGUUGGCUUCGUGGUUCCACUGGCGAUGGAAACACAGACAGUUCUUGGAUAUGGCCGACAAACUGCCGGGGCCGACGUCGUAUCCGUUGAUCGGCACGACUUCCAUGUUCACGCACACGUACGACGGUAAGGACCACGCGGUAGCUCGAUUUUUUUUUUCCACAGCACGCGUUUUCAUGUAAUCGAAUUCGUGUUGUUUGCCGCAGAGACCAUUGAGAAACUCAAAGAGAAUGCCGAACGGUACAAUUACGAGCCAGUGGGCACGUGGAUAGGUCCGAUCCAUUACGUUAGCGUCGUCAAGCCCGAAGACAUACAGGUAAUACUAUGAACGAUUAUUUAAUUCGAAUUCACGUAACACAUUGAUAUCGGGGCACCGCCGAGAAGACUGCCGUUGUGCUGAGGCCCGGGAAUUCUAUUAUUUAACACGAAAUCUAUUCGAUCGGUACUAAUUUCAAAAAAAAAAAACAUAAUAUUCAAUUGUUUGACACGUUCCGGGUAGAAAAUUCUAUUAUCGGUAAAAAUUUAGUACAACGCCGGGUACCGGGUAGGAGUCGAGUCCUAAACUUGGCGUCGAGUAAUUAUUGCCGGGCGCCCGAAACGUCCGGAGUUAAUAUAUUGCAUCGUGUCGCGGUGGAAACGGUCAAACGAGAAUCCAAAAACAAUUCGAACGGACGAGAUUUUAUUUUUAACGAGUGACCGUGGGGACACUAAACAUUUUUCAUUCUGAUAGAAAACAAAGAGAACCAAACACGGAACUCUGCGUAGAUAAUUAUUAUUUUCUUAUAAUAAAGUUAAUUCAGCGGUGAGGGGCUAACGUAACCCCUCCGUUGGGUGUACCACAGUUGAAUGCUGUAUAACGAUCGUAUGAAUUGUACAACCAUUUCGUUUUCCGUGACACGUUUAUUUUUCUUGUAAUACUGUCAAAAUAAAUAUAUUCCAAAAAAAAAAAACAAAAGGUUCACCAUAAAAACUAUACCCCGUAUACGUUUGUGAAAAUAUUGCGACAAUUUAUAAGAAAAAAAAUAUCGCUGCUAGACGUGUGAAACCAAACGGCACGUAUAGUACGUUAUUUUUUUUUUUGGAAUAUCGACUGUAAUAUAUUUAAUUUUUUUACGGGGUACUCCUCAUACAUCAGUGAUUUUAUUUUCUCGGAGGAUUUUAAUAAGCUUUAUUUUCACAUUAUGUUCAAUCCCUUACUCCCUUAUUAGUUAUACGGCUUUAAUGAGUAUAUACUAUUAUCCUUAAAUAGGACCCUCACCUCCUCUUUAAACACUGAUUCCAAUGGAGAAUAUUUUCCUACACAUUUUCAUAUGCAUAACUGCAUAACGAUGCAGAUAUCGGGUUUACCGUUAACGAGUUUAAUAUAACAGUUUAAAGGUCAUUAGAUGCAGAAUGCAUAGAGAAUGGUUUGUCGAUAUUUAUCAUCUAAGAAUGGAUAUGAAGUGUAUUAUUCCAGUUUGAAAAUCAAAAGCGCAUACUCGUUUAAGGUAUAUAGAGUAAGGGUAUAUAUUUAUACGGGAAUAUCAAACUAUGAUUAAAACCAUUUGGCAACUAUACUGGGACAGCAUUUUAACUCAUAGAUCGAUUUUCAGGUCGCAAAGCCAUUUUAUAGUUCCGUAAUGUAAUUUGUUAACUCCAGAAAUACUACCUUCAUAUGAGUGGAUCGGACAGUCUACUAUUAUGUGGCUCAUAGUCUGCUGUGGACUUCCACAAUCGCAUAUAUACUUCACAUGUAUACUUCAAAGUCGCUUUAAUGCUUCUACAAGCUUUAAACCAGCUGGGGUAAAACUUGUAACUCAAAACUAAUAAGGCAGCUAUUUGGGAUUGAUUUUAAGGUAUCUGAUACAAGUCUCAUAGUGGGAUCUAACUAGAUUUGGAAAUAAAGUUUAAAAUUUAAAUCUUAAACGAUUUCACAAUGAUUGAAAAAAAAAAUCAAGUUUAUUGAGCACAAUCGGCGUUUCGUGUUAGACAGAUUACCCCGUAUUCGUAACGCGGUUAUUUCGACUAAUAUUUUGUUUUGAAAAUUCGUUGUUUGUCGAACAGAUAUUAUUUUAUUUAUGUUGGUUUUUGUUAAAUUUAGAUUUGUAUAUUCCGCAGCGUAUACAUUUGUUCGUAUAAGAACGCGCUAUAUUCUGCAGCUAUUAAGGUUGUAAAAGUGCGACCCUCUGGGAUUCAAAACUUUACGCCUUACUAAAUGAAAGCACGGUAGUGUUUUGAACUACCUAAGCAAAUUGGAUUUACGAUAAAUAAAUAAUCUAGGUUUUCAAUUUUUCAUUCGUUUUUACAACAGUCACUGGAAAACUCUAAUAAUAGUAAAAAAAUUAUUGUGAUAAGUCAUUACCCGUUAUUCCAUACGUUCUGCUCGCGGGUACGGUGUGUAGAAAUGUGUUAUACAGAGUGAUAAACUUGAUUGCGAACCAACGAUUUUCCACGAAACCGUGUUUAAAAGUUUAAAUUCGAAAAAUCAAAUGUAAAGUGGGUAUGAAUUUGUUGAGUCUUCGUGAUGGACAUUUAAAAUGAUUGGAAUUAACAUAAAUAAUUAUAAAAAGACGACAAUAAAAUGACGUACACAUUGAUGGUUAUUUAUAUAAUAACGUAAAAUAUAAUCAUAUAAUAUGAUAUUUCAAUCACGAUAAUGGAAAAUAUUGUCCGAAACGUACCAAUAAUUCGAUACGACGGAAAUCCGAAUUGUCCCGCUGUUGCCAUUUGCUGGACAAUGUGGUCAUCGUAUAACAAUAAUGUAAUAAAAAAUGACGGUGUAUGAUAAAAUAAUUGUUUUUUUUUUUUUUUUGUUUUUAAAAAUUGUAGACGUAAUAUUAUUGUUUGUGUGACGAUGUCGAUAUUAAUCAUAUGGUUUUAGAUCGUUUUGAACAAUUCCCGGGCCCUGGAAAAAGGUCAGUUGUACUGGUUCCUAAAGAGUUUGCUCGGCGAAGGAUUGUUAACGGCCUCAGGUAUUUAUAACUGUAUUUAAAUAAUCGAAAAAAUCCGAGUGUUUUACGGGGUAAGUAUUCGACCUGUUAAAUAAUAAACCACCGCAGCGGUAUUAGAGAGGGGUGAUUUUUUUUUUUUUUUUUGGUUCCAAUGGACCCAAGACGCCGUAUUUUUCCACGUUAUCCGUAUACAAGUUUAACGUGAUUAAAGGUUAAGGGGAGAUAAAGAAUUGUCGUCUCUUGAUUUUUUAAUGCUAUUAUUUUUUUAUUAAGAUUAAUACGAUUUAUCUCUGAGAAAUGAGAAAUUGUGGAUGACGCAUUUUGUAAAAUUAGAUUUAGCCGAAUCAAGCGGGGCAAAGUGAGAUACGGCAACAUAAAAUUUACCGUUAAGGAUAUUAUACAGAGUGAUUUAUAUAAAAUUAACAUGCAUAAACUGUUUUAACUUUUUUCGGAAUUUUUUUAUUAGAACAUAGAAAAAAUGAUUAGCUCUAAAAUAUUAUAACGUUUUUUUUUUUUUGUCACCGUUAUUUUAAGUGGUUCAAAUGGCAACGUGUAUUAAAAAUCCUAUAAAUAGACGGUAAAUUAGCUCAACACAUUUUUAAUUACCGUUAAGACGAGAUAUCCUACUUUUAAAUUUCGGUGGAGGGGAGAGGUAGAGUAGUGGUGCAUAAUUUAUGAGGUUGCACGGCUCGCGGCGUUUUUAUAGUUUUCCCACCAAUCUCAGCUCACCGAAACUUAAAAGUGAAAUAUCUCGUCAACGGGUUAGAAAUGUUAAUUUAUUAUUCAAAGUUCAAUUUAAUUACAGAUGUCCUUCACAAUUGACACUGUAACAAACUUACUAUGUUGUUAAUAAACAAUUUAAAAAAUAGGGUUUAUGGUUAUUAAAAUAAUUACCCAUCGUUCGUGUUCUCCCGGUAAAUGACGUCUAAUACGUUCCUCCGCAGUUCCAUUCCCGAGAUAAAUCAAACAAAAUCAAAGGAACGAGUUUCCUCGAAUCCAUCUCUUCCGUGCGUUGAAUAUUUAACCUCACCCGUUUAUAGAAUUACCUGUCUAACGGUCUUCUUCUCCUUCUCCUUUCCCUUCAUCCCAACCAUUUAGGGCCAGCCACUCUCGUUACAAAUUUCCACUUGACCCGACUACUCCUACUACGCAUACACUGAUUGUUCUUGUAACAUUCUCAAUCGCAUCCAACCGCCUCUUUUUGGUCUACCUCUCUUACUUUUAGUUUCAUUAUUAUUCAUAAUGCUUAAGAUUUUUCCGUGACCCGUGACAUAUCCAAAUCAUCUCAAUCUAUUUUAUCUAAUUUUGUCUACUAUCGAAGUCACACUUAAGCUACCUUUUAAACAAUCCUUUGUUUGUUCUAUCUUCUCUCUUCUCUCCAUAACUUUUUUACCUUUGCAUUACUCAGCGUUGUUAUGUUUUUCUGUCUACCACCUGAUAAUCUGGACCAUAGAACAUAGUUAGUCUUAUCACAUUUUUAUAGAACUUGACUUUAAGUCUCAUUGGAAUAUUCUUGUUACAUUAAACACCAAACGGUUCGUUCCUCUGUCCACGCCUAUAUUCACGCUUCAUCCUAUAUUUCAUACAUCAGCGCGAAAGCCACCGUUUUUUUGUAAAAAAAACAUCUUGGGUACUCUUAAAACGCUCAACAUCGCGCUUUUUAUAUCACCGCUUAUUGUUGUUAGCAGUCUUGUCUUGUUCCUUCAAACUCGUACUGUUUUACUACUAUACUCAUCCUAGGUACCUUUUCACAAAGCGCUGCUCUCCAUUCUCCGAGCCUGUCGUUAAUUCGGUUCCUGAGUCACGACCACGUUUAUCGCCUCGCACGACUGACAGGGUCGGUACCGCGGCAGCAUUAUUGUAAAUCAGCUUCUACAGGCUAAGUAUUUUCGUAGUCACCAUUCAUGUCUGUCACAUGCCGUUCUCUUAAUUUGUUGAUAAGAGGCGAAACCCGUCCAACGAAAGAUUUCUUCACAGAAAGAUUUACACGAUCUUCUUCUGAGUUUUUUUUAUCAUUUAUUUUCCUUAAUGGUAAUAUAUCGUAUAACAUGAUGAAUUCGACGCAAACGCUCGGUUCGCUAAAAAUCGUCAGAGCCGUAAAACCCGCAGUCCCCUUGUUUAUCGGUCUUUGUUGAUAUUUUUAUUAUUAUUGUGUAUAUAUAGAUAUAUUAUUGUGUACGCCGUGGCUUUUAUCUCUCCCCCGGCGGGAAAAAAUGCCACGAUGAUUUUACCCCGACGUGCCGGCCUUUAUUAUCUCCUCAAAUUCUGCGUUGCACGUUAUUGUAAUAAUAUCGAUGGGACAUAAUUACGCUCAUUUCUCAUGGCACGUGCGAUUUGUCCGGAAACGAAAAGAAAAUAAUAUUGUUUAAACGAUAAAUUCGCGGGUUUAUCGAGCCGUCAAUCGCGUAAACGUUUUGCGUUCGUCACGGGAUAAUGUCUUGCAGCGUUGCAUUAAUAAAAAGGCAUCGGCGAACUUAUGCCGGGUUGCAUAAAAAUAUACAUAACCGAUAUACCGAUAACCGAUAACCUAUCGGUUCCGUAAAUUUUUGAGCUGUUAUCACACAUAUAGUUAUGAAAUCGAUAAGUAGUUAAGCCGUUUUCGGUUCAGUAAAAUUUGCAGAGAUGUUAAAGCUUAUCGUUUUAUGGAAUUAUAAUGUAUAAUUGAUAUGGAUAAAAUAUUUAUACUGAUAGCUGAGCAAGUAGUUGAAACCAUAGAUGACAAAUACAAUUAAAGAAAUACUUAUGAGGAACGAAAUCUAUUCGACACCUAAUUAUAAUUUUACAGAACCGAUGUAUUAUGGAACCAACAGUUUACAGAACAGUUUCUAUGCAAUCCGGCAUUAUUGCUACAGACCCGUCGCAAUAAUAUUAUUUUAUUAUAUGGGGCGUGACCGCGGGAUUCGACGGUUUCCUGUAAGGGCUCAGUGGUGUACCUAGGCCUUUCUUACGGGGGAGCGAAAUGUGUUUUCACCCACUGUUACGCCGGGUCACAUAAAUGACCACUAACUAUUAAUCGAACCGAUAACAUAGUAAUCGGUUCGAUUAAGUAUUUGGCUUAUACAAAAACGAUUUUUAUCGUUUAUCGAUUCAACAAAAUAAUAUCCCUUAUCGUUUUGAUAAGUCGAAGGUUCGAUUUUGGUUCGAUGAGUACGGAAAAAUAGUCUCAUGAAUUUUUUGAACUGAUAUUACAAUUGGUGGAUUUCUGAUCUUUAUAGAUCUUUGUAUUCACGAUAACAACUGAAUAUUAUCACUGUAAAUUAUAACUGUUCACCAUAGAAGGUAUAGGUAUAGGUAUACUUGCGUUAUAUAAUAGUACAUGCCUUUAUCAGUACAAUAAAGUUAUUUAUCCGUUGGUCUAUUGAUACUAUAACACGGGUCGUCGAACUGAUUUAAUAAAUUGUUUAUGCAAUCCGCGGCAUUAAAAUAGAAAUUUCAUAAAUAAAAUAACGCUAUGGCUGUUUUAUUAAUAGACCGGAGAUGGGGCUUUUUUAUAUUUGUAAUAAAUAUAAAACAUUUUAAUAAAUGAGAAAUUUGUAUUCAAUUAAACAUAACAUUAGUAUAAUGCAACUCUGGCUUUUUAUAUGAGAGAAUCUUUCAUCGAUAUCAUCCGCCGGUAUACUUAUUUUCUGGUAAAUUCGCCAGAGUGCAAGUCCGCAUAAGCGAUCCAGGAUCAUUUAUUGUAUAACACUAGAAAUCGACGAUAAGAGCCGAACGGUCGAACCACAGAAUAGAUUAAAGCAGAAAGGACACUUUCAAUGUAAACAAAAACGUGGCGGCCACUUUGCCAUUCGUGAUUUUUAUCAAUUUACAAUUAUCAGUUAAAAUACUGAUUUUUCGUUUCAUGAGUAUUAAGUUGCUGUUUAACAUUUAAUAUGAGUUUUAACUUUUAAACUCAAAUAAAAUUGCAUUAAAUUGUGUAAUUUAUUUAUUUAUGUAACUUACUCAAUCUUCACCUUUUUAUUUAUUUAAUUCCUAAUCAUUCCUAUAUGGUUACUAUUAAAAUUAAAAAUGUUAAGACGAAUAAUCCAAGUUAUUACUAAUUGAAUCUGUAAAUUCUUGGAUACAAAUUGUGUUUUACAUUUUGUUUUUUUGGCAAUAUAAUAUUAUAAAUUACACAAUUUAAUUCAAACGCAAAAUCAAAUAAAAUUAUUUUCAAAAUUAAAUGAUAAACAAAAACUCAUGAAACACGAAAAAUCAUUAUUUGUUUGACAGACAAUACUAAAUUGGUAACAAACACAAGUAACAAAAUGGAUUUUGUCACGUUUUUUUUUUUUUUUUAUUUAGUAUCUUUACCAUGUUAAUUCAUAUCAGUGUCUGAGCCCUGAUCGAACCGCCAAAAGGAAACGAUAACGCCGGAUACCUCGACGCGGUUCGACAUUAUGGAUAACAAAACGGUUUUAAUAUCUACAGAUUUUGCCGUGUUAUCAUAAUAUUAUUGACUUCGUCUUGAAAAAAUAAAAUUGAAAAUAACUAUUGCAAAAACGUUGAAAAAAAAAUAUCAACAUGCGCGCGUACAACAUUAUACGGUCCACGGGAGGAGGAAGGUCAAAUGCUCUCCUCACUCUCCUCACAAGUACGCCACUAGGCCCGUCACACACCCUGCACGUCGAAAUAUUAAACGAAACGCCGAGACAUUAUUAUCUCGCACGCACAUUCGAUACAUUUAUUAUAAAUACCGUUUUCGGGGACACGUCUUAAAUUUAUAAUAUUUGCAGUGUGUGUGCGCGCGUGUGUUUUGCCGAAAACGGAUUUAUAAUAUUAUUUAUACGAGUAUUAUGUAAAUGUCUAUUUUUUUUUUUGUCAAAACGAGAUAAUAAUAUUUUUAUCGGCAUUAUAUUACGCCGUUAAAAAAUGUGAGCGAUUUUCAAACCUUUCGCAUGACCACCUAUAAUGUCGUUCAAAAAUUUUUGCACGCAUAAAAUAUUUUAGCAUAAUUUUUUUGACGUACACUUUUGUUUUCAACUUACUCGUACGCUCGUAUAAUUCCAAAUAGUUCGCAUACUGUUUUCGUCCGUACGCACAAUUUAAUAAUUAUUUAUAGUAAAAAAUAUGAAAAUCGUGAAGAGGUACAUUUUAACUUUUUUUUUUUUUUGAUACUAGAAAUGUAGAUCCGUUUUUUUUUGAUUGGAAAUUAUAUUAAUCAAACGAGUUCACUGUCGAUCCGUUGGCUGUAAAUUGCAAACAACGUUCUAGUACUAUACUAUAAGUACUAUACGAAAACAAUAUUACAAUUUAUCAGUGAUGUUAAUGAACGUGUUCCUAAAGUAGUGAUUCCUUUUUAGAGAAACAAAUAAAGGAAUUAAAUCCAUUAUUUUUUCAAGGAAUAGGAACGUGAAUUAAUUACUUGUUUUUCGGAAUGGGAACGUAAAUAUUGUAAUUUCUUUUGUUCUUUUCUAAAAUUUAUUCUUAAACAUAUUUCACUUAUCAAGUUUUGAAUUUUUAUAUAUGAGACUUCUAACAAAUGUUUUGUUGGCAUACGACUUGGUGUUCCAAAACAAAUUGAUGAAUUGAUUAGUGAUACUCUCAAAUUAAAAAAUAAAAUUUUUUUUUGAAUCGCAUAAGAUAUUAGUAAGGGACAAGUUUUUUUUAUCAAGUAAUGAGAAACGCAAAUGGAUUCCUUUUUUGCAAUAAAAUUGAGGAUUGGGAAUAAAUUCCUUUUUAAAAGAAAUAUUAACAACAUUGCAAUUUUGAAACUCGAUCCAGAAAAAUCUGUAAGGGCAAAAUUAUUUCAAAAUAAAUAUGUAUUAUUAUAUAUAGUAAAAACAGUAAUAAGUUCUUGAUGAUUAUAAAAUUGUAAAUCAGUGCAUGCUGUUUAAAAAUAAUAUUUCAAAUCUUGAUUUAAACAUAUUGUGCUGAACACAAAUGUACUUAUGCCACUAAAUUAAGUUAAAAAACUGUAAGGUAGUACUAUGAAAAAAGGGAACACACUGCAGUAGCGUAAUCAGAAUUGUCAAAAGGGGAUCCAACCAAAAUAAAUGAUUUCAUUGCACAACAGAAUACACAUUUUUAAAUUAUAUAUUUGUAUAUACUUAUGUAAUGAUUAAUUCUAUGUUAUGGUGAAUCACUAAGACUACCAUAAGCAAAAAAAAUAAAAAAAUAAAGCCAUGUUAUUAAUUCAAACAUACAAUAGUAAAUAUUUAAUACACGUUAUAUUAAUAGAACAUUUAACAAGAAAGACAAGGAGCAGAGCUCCGUCUCUAGAGUCGAAUUUUCUAUCCUACCUUUUCAACUUCUCACCUACAACAGCGGCUAUACCCGCGCCCAUUAUCCUUGGACAGUUUUUUUAUCAUGGUAUUAAACAAACCAUUUUUCUUUAUCAAAGUAGAUAAUUCACAGUUCUCGAAUCUCGGUUCAGGGAAGUACAACUCUUCCAAAGACACAUCCUAGACAAAAAUUCGAUUAUAAGCACGUGAUACUGAAAGCUGAUACUCAACACACGAGAGAUGGCGUUGUGCACACCGUACCUGCGCCGUUGCGAAAUAAUUAUUUGUCAACGUUUUUACACGGAAAAACAGUUUUACACGAAACAAAAUUAUUCUUUUAAUAAUUAUGAUUGAUCGACUAUUUUUUUUUUUUUUUUAUUUGUUAUAAUAAGGAGAAAAUUGUUUUUGACAUAGUUUUUUCCAUUUUCCAAUAACUUAUGUCAAUAGUUUUAUAUUCAUAAGCAAAAAAUACUUGAAAUGUUUACAAGCUUUAAUAUUUAAUGUUUUUAAAUCUUUUUGUACCGGCUGAAAAAUGAAAACGCUACGUCUAAGCUGAAGUUCUUCUUAUUAAAAUAAAAAAAAAAAAAAUUGUUGAUCUAUCAUAAUUAUUAACAAAAUCGUUCUGUUACUCGACAACUAUGUUUUUACGUUCAAAUUACGGGCUUAAUAAUCCUCUUAAUAUACACACAUUUUAAUGUGAAAACGUUUCCAGAUAUUUAAAACCCUAUACACAUCGGAUUUAUAAUAUAUUUCUUGUGAAAAAUAUGUAACCUGAGCAUAAAAACGACCAGGGAAGGGGUUGAAAAUUUAACCUAUAAAAAGCACAUUCUUGAUACUUGCAUAAACAUAUACUGAAUUAUGUUAUUGUCCUGGCUUCAUUUAAGGAGUCUGUAGCAGUGGCGUGCCGUCAAGGCAAGCUAGGUAAGCGGCGCAUGUCCGGCCGAAUAAGAACAAAUUUAUCAUUUAUUAUGUUAAACGACAAUGCGAUUUAUUUCUUAAUAUUAAAACUAUUUUAAAUUUUUUAUCAUUUAAAAUAUAAUAUAAAUAAUGGAUUAAUUCUGUUCAAAAAAAUUUAUCAGGUAUUUUAGAAAGAAAUUAAAUUAAUUUUAUUUUUUAUAUAGGCAAUAUCUUUGUUAAAAGCGCUAGUAUUUUAGAUUGUCCGGCUCGUAUCGUUAUUAUAGGAACGAUCAUGGUGUAAGGAGAAGGGCACACGUGCUCUUCUAUCAAUUUACUACAAUUUUUGUUUAUAUAUUUUAUAUUAAUUUAAUAUAUAAUUUGUAGUUAAUUUACUGAAAAUAUAAAUAAUAUGCCCCUUUUAAAAAAUGGAUCUGCUGCUGACAGGAAUGAUCGGUUAUGGUAGAAUGGGAUAUCCACGUUUUUAUAUGGUAGUGGGAAAUGUUGGGUCGAGAGCUUUUUGAUAUUUCUAAAAAAUAUAGUUCCAAUAUUUUGCGGUUGCAUAUCCAGAAUAUUGUCGUUAUCAAUAUUCGUUUAUUAUAUUGCACGGGUACAUUGAAGUUAUUAAAGUAUCGAUAUUAUUUUGUUAUAUUUUUUUAAUAUUAAUAUAUUUGUGAAAUAAGAAAUAUUAAAUUAUGAUUUUCUUCAAUAAAUACUUUUUUUUUUUUAAGAUUUAGAUUAAAUUUUUAUAUUCUAACGCUUAUCCAAUAUUAAAUAUCACCGCUCGUCUGCACUGAGCUUGUAGGGAUGUACAAAGCUUGUUGCGCCUUUUUCCCUCGACCACGCGGUUAAGUUAAUAUCUAAAUCAAACCAAAAUUGUGUCACAUCAUGUGUCUAUAAGUAUAAGUCUCAUUUACGAGUUUGAGCACUUUUAGAGGGAGCUGCUAAAAGUAUCCAAAUGUAUCACAGAAAAGACAUUGUAUAACUGACUGUAACAGAUGCAAUUCAGUGCAAUAGUCUCUAUUUUCGAGGGAAAAUCUACGUUGAAAUUCUUUGUUUUCAUACAUUUUUACAUAAUUUGCCGUAGGCACUUAAAACAAUAUAUAUGCAAUAUUCAAUAAUCACAGUGACAAAACAGACCGCCGUUUUUCCAAUGCCAAUACAUCUGAAACUUCAUUCACCGUGACCGAUACACAUUUAAGUAAACUGAUAACAGCUUAUUCGUUCAAUCUGUUUUCCGAGUUUGUAUUACUAAGAUGUAUUUAAAACUUUAAAAUUACAGUUUAUAAACAAAAAAUUAAAAUAGGACAAUUUUUUUUAAACAUUUAUAUGGUCCGAAUGCGGGCCAAGAUCCGGAAUUCGCUCACUUGGUUACGUCACUGGAAGUUCUUCGUGUUAAUAUGUUGUGGGAACUUGGGUAACUCUACUCUUUAUUGACUCUAUUAUAAAUAUAGAUAGAGUUGUUCUUCGCGAAAUAGUUUUUACAAUAGUUGUACUAUAGGGAGUACCACGUGCUUAUAUGUAUUUUAUUUUUUCGUUUAAUGCAUAUUUUGCCCAUAUUUUAUAUAUUUCAUUAUAUUUUCGUGUAUUAAAUUAUUAUUGGCUAUUUUUUUCGUUUUUUUACAUGCAUAAAUAUCCUAACUCUAAUUAUAAAUAAUUUAAAAAUGUAGAUAUAUGUACCAUUUUAAUGGUUGAAUACAAUAUAUAAGUUCGUUUCCAAAAUGUAUUAUUAAUUAAAAUAUUUGCGAGUGUUGACCUCCCACAAUACGUUUUCGUUUUUCGUCACCUACGAAACAGCAUUAUGACUGGAGACUGAAUUCGAUUAUACGACUAUACCGAGACAGCGCAGCUUAUUCGAUUGCGUGGUCUUUUUUUGAAGAAGUUUGCAUUCGAAAAUAAAUGUUACAAGGUUUUAAAGAAUAUUUAAGACAAUACCACAAUAUUAUUAUGUUUUAACAAUACAAUAUUUACAUUUAAGGAAAUUUCGUGUUAACCAUAAUAUAAAUAAAUAUGAAAACAAAUUGCGAUUUACAUUAAGGUGAACUAUUCAGAAGCCCGCAAUGUUUCUAAGGAAAACGUUUAUCAUUCGUCUAUAUAACUAAUUUGAAAAUAAUAUAUAUUUUAUAUUUUACCAGAAACCAUAGGAAAGUAAGAAUUAAAAUAUGUUAUUUUAGUUUAGUUUUUAGUUAAACCUUGUAUUUGGUUAUUUUAAAUUUUGUAUUUUAUAUUAUUUUUUUACGCACUUUUAGAGCCCCGUGUUUACUGAAGGUAUAUUAAAAUCAGGAUACAUAAUUUAUAAUAAUGUAUAGUUACAGCGACGUAAUUUGGAGUCUAGGUAUUGGGUAGGUUUGGACAAUUUUCGAAAAUCCUGUAGAAAGCUUAUUUUCAGGGGAAUAGUGGUAAGGGUAAGAAAUAAAAAAGAUCAUCGUGAUAAUUUAAUAUUGUCUUACAAUAUACAAGACAACGAAUCGACAAUUCGUAGAUAAUAAUUAAAGGCACUAAUGAUAAAAAAAAAAAAAUCGCAAAAUUUAUAACAAAAAAUCUACUCUUCUCGGCUUCAAAGCCAUUUCUUUCAUUAAUUGGAUCUAUUUUAAUUUGGAUCUAUCGGUACGAUUGAACCAGACAUGACACGUCAAAUCCAUUAAAUCGAUUCUAAUGAACGACAUUUUUACUCAUUAGGUAGGUGUGCAAUGUUUUUUGUAUAAUAUAUAGUAUUUUACUUCUCAACUAUAAAUAAACCACCACUGACAACGUGUUCCGAAAGUAUGUUUUGAUCCUCUUUAAAGUAGAGAGAACGCGGUCAGGCUUAGUUAACGUUGAUACGGGUAAUGUAAAUAAUACUUGAAUAAUAAUAAUAAUAAUAAUAAAAAAAAAAGCCAAUGAGGGAGGAUUUGAUACUCAGACCUCUUCCCCACGAUUACGUCACUGCUCAAAUACUGUUUUUUAGAUUUGUACUUUUCAACCAUUGAAAUUGAUUUAUUAAUUGAUUUAUAUAUCACAAAUAUUUAUACGAACAUAAAAGUUAUUUUGAAGACAUUUUAUAACAAAGUAAAAAAAAAACAACUUAUAAUAUUUGUAUCACAAUGUGUUUAAACGCAUUCAAAUCCGAUCUUUUAAUAUGUACUUUUCUUUAAUUUUCCUCGACUCUUGUCAUAGAAACUCAAAAUCCAUUUUUGACCCACAUCCCGUGGUCCAAUCAAUUUGCAAAUUUGCACGCAGUAAUAUAAUCGCAAUGACAUUAUAGUUAAAAAUAAUCAGUUUUUUCUACAUUCAUUCACAUUUUCAAAGGAGGCCGAAAAGUAUAUUACAUAUGGGGUUUUAAUAUGUGUGAUCCAUUUUUCGUACAACUUACUUAGAUUAUGACUAAAAUGUUGAAAAAAAAUUAAACAAAUUUUAAAAUCAUUCUUUUCAUAGAAAAAUCAAUGCUAAAAAUCAAGGCUUAGUAAAUUAAAAGAAUUUUUUAACACAGUUUAGUUAAAUUUUUUUUUAAAAUUAGGUAAAUUGAUAAUUAAGUUGAAAUAUAUCAUUAACGUAAGCAAUGUAGUAUAAAAAACUACAUAUUAGUGAUAACUUUUAUUCAAAAUGUCCCAAAAAUUCCUAAAAUGUAAAAAUAAUCUAAAAAAAAAAAAAUUAUCACAAUGACCUAACAUAGACUAAAAUAUGGAGCAUAAAUUGGUAAAAAAAUUACUUUUAUACUUCAUUGAUCUUGAAGGCAUAAUAACAAAGCGUUCUUCUGUGGUUUCAAGGAUAUUCUCUCUCGAAGGCACCAACCACUGGUGAAUAAUUUCGUAAAUAGAUUUUUCGCCCUUCGGCUGUUUUCAGUGUAGAAGAAGAUGUUCCCCCUGAUACAUUUUUUACCCCGGACAUUUUCUUCUCAUAUUUUUUAAAAGUCUAUUUUAUUUAUUGUAUGAAACAUGCGUCAAUCGAAACUACAAUGGAACUACUACAAAAUAAAGCGGUUUAACAUAAUGACGAUCUUCACCAAUAUUUGCUCCAUAUUCAUGGAAUGUAUAUACAUAAUAAUACAAAGAGAACACCAUUUUUGUUAAUUAUCAAUUAUGUUCUGUUUGGAAAAUCGUUUAGCUAUUAUGUUUGUUUAAAAUUAUAUUUUUUCAACAUUAGUUUUUAUUGUGUCAGAUACGUUAAACAAGAAUGCCAUCUUAAUAGUCUAAGUAAUUAAUUGAUUAAUAAACAAUUUUAGAUUUCAAUGGUAUCUAUUAUUAUUAUUAUUAUUAUAAUUUUUAUAUCAUGUUAUUGUUUGUUUCUUUGUUUUUAUAAAACGUUUUGAAUAUUACUCAUAACAGCAUUAUAUUUAUAUUUAAAAUACAUUUUGAAUAUCUGUUUUUAGACAUAAUUAGACAUUACAAAAAAAAAAAAAAAAAUAGUAAUAAUAAUUGAUAUUAAAUAAUAAACUUUAAAAAAUACGGGUGGAGGGGGUGAAAAGGUCCGUAAUUCCAAUAAAUUAGUGGCAACUACUUUUUCGCAAACACGCGAGUAUAAAAGUUGGCAUGUUUAAUUAAUAUUAAGUCAAGUGAUGAGAAAUCAUCAAGAUUAAUUUAAAUAUAUUGUAUUGAAUAUAAUUAUGUAAUACGUUGAAAAUUACUUGUUCCAAAUUUAUCAACUGGUAAUUUAUGUCAAAUUUCGAAUUUCUUUUAAAAAAAUUGAAUCCAUAAACUCUAACUUAUUAUGUCGACAUAUACAUUAUGAAUUUACAUGUUUAGAUAUUGUUUUAAUGCAAAUUUACAUCAAUAGUUAAGAUCAAAUCGUUUAAAAUAUUACAAAAUGUAAAAAAACGGUCCAACAUAGAAGAAUCAACCCUAUGAAGCGAUUGUUAUUUACGAAUGAACGCGCCACGUUUUUAGUCUAUCAUUUAUAACAUUGCAAACAACAUUUUCUUCUGUAAAAAGAUUAGUUUUUUACUUUUUAGUACGGUUUUUUUUUUUUUUUUUUUAGAAAAUCGUUAUUUUAAUUGCAUUACGACGACGUCGGUUGCGUCGCCGAUCCCGUAUACCCGCAUGCACCCAGCGCGUAGAGCAUUAAAAAUCGCAUUGUCAACCUGUGUACGUAAUAUUGUUGUUAUUGUAUCGACGAUCGUUUUCAGUGGACAGAUGGCGAAAACACCGGCGUGUAAUAUCGUACGCGUUCAACGUGAAGUUUUUAGAACAAUUGUAUCCGGUGUUUAACGAGAAAAACAAAAUACUCGUAAAAAAUCUCCGAAAAAAUAUAAACUCGACGCGACCGUUCGACCUCUGGGAUUAUAUUAUCUCGACUACUUUCGAUACUAUAUGCCGUAAGUAUAUAUGAACACGCAGCAGUCCUUAUAUAUAUAAAAUAUUUUUUUUAUUUUUUAUUUUUUUUUACUCUUAUCGUAUCUGUAAAACUCCAGCCCAAGCAUAUUCUCUCUCCGUGCGCGUAUAUAUAUAUAUUAUAUUAUACUCAUAUAACUUUACGUUAUUAUUAAAGUACCUAUUACAUAUAUGCGUAUACCUGUCCAUAAGCACGAAAUUAUUAUUAUUUUUGUCCGUUAUUAUUAUUAUUGUAGUGAUCGUUUUUUUGUUUUUUUUUUUUUUUUUUUUUAUAGAACGAAAUAAAAAUUACACUCAUUUUUGUACAAUAGAUUUUAUACUGUUAUUAUUAUAUUAUAUAUAAUUUGUUUUCCCCGCCGUUGCAGAUACUGCAAUGGAUUACCGUAUAAACGAAAAACACAAUAAAACCGAAUUUUUAAAUCUCAUGACGACGUAAGUACAAAUAAUAAAAUAAACCCGUACUCCCCCCCCCCCGCCCCUUCCACCGUAUAAAUAUAUGAAAUACCAUGGCCGAGUGCGUACGCACGGUACGGGGCGAUUUUCAUGGACGCCGCUGACGUUUUACAGGAUCGCCGAGGAACUCGUGAAAACCGUCAACAGGCCGUAUCUGUAUCCCAGCGCGACAUUUUCGAUCUACAAGUAUUUCAGCGGUCUGGGAUCGAAAUUGGAAUCGAUCAACAAACUCCCGUUACGAGUUAAGGGUUCCGUUACGAUUUCGUAUUAAAAAUUAUUUUCAUAUGUUAUUUUAUUGUCGUUUUUUUUUUUUCAUGUCCUCCGUACAGCUGAUCGACGAAAAGAGAACGGACUAUCAUUCGAAAGCGGAGAGAACGAUGAAAUCGAAUCCGGAGGAAGUCACGAACGAAGACAGUGCGUAUACAAAUAUGAAUACAACGCCUGACCUAACGUCACCCUAUUGUAUUACGAUGGGUAUUCUAUACGGAGAUUUACGGAAUGCAUUAACACUGACUUGUGUUCCGUUCAGAGUUUUUCAUUUCUUUAAAACUAAAAAUUCAAAAUUUUAAUUUUAGACCUUUUUUUUUUACAAGAACUCAGACAGACAACCGUUUAUUGAAUUCACUAGGAGCCUAUCGCAAUGUUUGAUAUUUAUUUCAUCUUAAUUUUAAGAUUCGGAGUUUAGCGAGAAAUGUAUUGGUUUUACAAUGAUGUUUUUACUAUUUUUUUUUAUUUGUGAACAAAUUAUUUACCGGCAAUCUUGCUCUGAUUUUUAAAUGUAAUACCUUUCCCGAAAGGAAAUUUUAUCUGAGUGAUACUUUAAAUUAAAGGCCAUGUUUUGAUUUUUUUAAGCGGGUUUCAAAAUAAUUGCAAAAAACCUAGGUAAAACGAGAAAAAUGACUUACUUUCUGUAUGUAUAAAAGAAAUUUCAUUCCAAAUCAUUUUUCGUUAACGAUAGUUUACUGUUAUGUACAGAUAUAGGUAAAUUAAAUUCCUUUUUGUAUCUUACCUUCCAAUCUUCUCACAACAAUAAUUGCCCACCCAUCGUUCGAAGUAUGAAAGUCUUUUUAAAAUUAAUAAUACAAAAUUUUAAUUGCAAGAAAAAUAAAGUUUACCAAUAAUAUCUGAGUUGUUAAUUUUUGUACAUUUCUUAUAAUUUUAAUUUAGGUUUCAAUUUUACAUUUAGAAUUAAUUCAAACAAUAUUUUACUAUCGACAUAACCGCCUUAAUUUAAAUUCCAAAUAUAUUUUAUGUCUAAUAUUAUAUUAAAAAAAUUCACGCAAUUCAUGUGUAAAAAAUUUUUAGUGAAAAUCGGUAGCAAAAUCAAUUUAAACUGUACGCAAGUUCGUUAGUUACUCGUUAAUUAUGAAAUUCUUGAUUGAAAUUGUGUUUUAAAUUAACUUUCCAAAGUUUGAAAAUGUCCUUAUUAUUUUUCUAACGACGGGAUAUCUGUUUACCCGCUUAUAGAAACCAAGAAAAUUAAUAUUCACGUUUGUUUUUCGUUUUAGGGAACAAAUUCAAAACGUUCGUCGACACAUUGUUCGAGGCCUGCGAAAAAGAUCCGGAUUUUACAGACGACGAUGUUAGGGACGAAGUCAUAACGAUGAUGUUUGCGGUAACGAAAUUCAAAAUAUUAGCGUUAUUAUAGUAUUACAUUAUAUUAUUAUCAUUAUUAUAUGUUAUAUUGUCGGUACGCUAUCCAAGCAUUUCGGAGUUUCUGUUCGGACGUUAAUUAUGUGGGGGAACUAUUUUAAUGGAUACGAAUGGUUUUUGUUAUAAAUAAUAUAAUUUCAAUCCAAUGGAAUUUUAUUUAUAAAAUGACGUAUUUCGAGAGAUACAGACAAUUUGACAAAAAAAAAAAAAAAAAACAAAAAGGAAAUAUUUUAGGGUCGUAUUCAUAAUCAAUUCUUAAAUCUAUUCUUAAAAGACACUUGUAAUGUUUAUUGUUAAGUAUUUAUAAAGAUCAAAGAUGUGUAUACAGAACUUCUACAGUUAAUAAGUAUUCGAAAAGAUAAAGUAUUUAUUUUCUUAUUGAAGUCUGGUAACAGUGUUCAAAUCAUAAUAUACGACUAAUUCAUAAUGAUAACAAUUUUUGUUGUUUAAACGAUUUAUGAUUACCGUUUACCGUGACGUUGUGCUCGUGCUAUAGAAACUCACUAGAAACACGGGUACUAUUGGGUACUGAUACAUCAAUAUUAAAAAUGUCUAAUAUAAUAUAAUGAAUUUGAUUUUAACAAACAAAUUUCAUUUAUAAUAAUUGAUUUUAUCUUUGUACUCUCAAUGUCCAUAGUAGUUUGAUAAAUUUGGUAAAAUUGUUUAAAGUAAGUUUAGACAUUUAUUUGACAUAUCUACUUAUUGUUGGUUGGCUUAUUUCAAUUAAAUUACCUGAAACUAACAGAAAUAAAAUUACAAAAUUAUUAUUUAUAAUACAUGAUAAUUAUUAAAAGUAAUUUUUAAGGUAUGUUUAGUGUACAUACUUUUUUUAUAAUGCUAUACUUAAAGAGCAUUCAUUCCUUUUUUCUGCAAAGGUAUUGUUGAUGAAUAUUAUUUAAGUUAUAAGUAUGUCUUGAGCAAAUAAGGAAUACUAAAUUUUAUCUUAAGAAUCGACUAUCAAUACGACCUUUACUAUUUCCAAAUACUUAGUAAACAUUUAAAUUUGAUUUAUUUAUUUUAGACGACAAGCAGGGUGAGUAAAAGUGAAUAAAAAUUGCAUAAUAUUUUCUAAAAGAUAAUUAUCGUAACACAUUCCUGUUGAUCUUAGAAUUCAUCAUAUAAUUAGGGGUAUAUCAGUAGAAGUGGUGGCUUGAAUGGGCAUAUCCUAUGAAAUAAUUAUUUCAUAACCUAAUUGGAUGGGUGGGAGGGUGGAUAUAUGUUUAGUUUUUUUUUCAUAAGAUAUUUUAAUGAAAAAAGUUGGACUACAGAAACGUCUAGUAUUACCUAAUGCCUUAACUACAACUUUUAAUUCUUUUGAGCUCAGGUCGCAUUACGUUUUUUAUGAUUUUACUAAAACUGUUUAAAAAAAAAGUAACUUCGUUUAUAUAUGGUGAAGGAAUUCCUUUUAUAGUUGAAAAUACUCUCUCUGUGGAAGGGAAGAAUAGUUACUAUUAUAAAAGUCGACAAAUAGGAUAGCGUCAAGUCGAUAGCUGGUUCAAAAAGUAAGAGGAGUUCUAAAAAUUGCUUUAGAGGAUUGUUCUAUCUCGGAGGAGAGCCGGAGACAACGAGUGGAAGAACAAUGGUGCGUAUGUCAAGGAAAGAUAGAAAUCUGAAGCAUUGAAAAUCGUAAUGAGAAUAAACUUAGGAGAAAGAGGUUGAGAAGAUGACUAAAAAACGUGAUUGGAUGCGAUUGAAAAUGAUAUGAGGACAGCCGGUACAUACAAGUUGGAAGAUCGGGCAAAAUGGAAGUUUAGAACAAGGGAGGUCGAUCCCGAAUAAUUCGAUGGAAAAAUCGAAUUUGUAUAGUUUUUUAUUGAUUUGAGACUUUUCAGUUUAAUUUGCAAUCGCAUAAUGAUAAUAUAGGUACUAAAAAUAAACACGAAAUACUAUAUUUUAACAUAUUACUGGUUCAUGAAAAAAAAAAAUAAUAAUAAUUAUGGGCGUAUUACGAAAGCUCAAUAAUUAUAUAUUAUUACAAGGUUUUUUUUUAUUUGUGUUUUUCAUAUAAAGGGCAGCGAUACGAACGCUACCACCGAAUGUUUCUGUUUCCUGAUGUUGGCCAUCCACCAAGACGUACAGGUUUGACAUUAUACAAAAUUCGCUCGCUGUAAAUUAUAAUUAUUACUGGGCGAACGCAAAUGUGAUGCAAAGAUUCAAUCCUUUCCUCGAAAGUUCUAAUACAAUUCUAUCUACUCAUUUUGGCGAGCCCUCUCCUCUCAAACAAACGAAAUUCUUAUUUGCGUUCGCUCGCUAUAGACAUAAUAAUGACGCGUUGAUUAAAAUGCGGUCGCGUAUUCCCAGGACGAAGUUUACGACGAGUUAUACAACGUGGUUGGUGACGAUAUUGAACGCAAUUUGACGCCCGAAGACAUGGCCAAGUUAGUGUACAUGGAACAGGUACUCAAAGAGACGCUGAGAAUGUAUCCGACCAUAUCGGUAUUCACGAGACAACUGUCCGAAGACAUCAGAGUCAGUGAGUGGCCGUGGAACGGUGUUAUCGAUUCCGAAUUGUAGAUUACGUUAUUUGAUUAUGUUUAUUACUUUAUUUUAUUAAAUCAGCGAACCACGUACUUCCGAAGGGCGCCAGUGUGACCAUAUCUCCCAUGGUAACGCACCAUUGCCCACGCCUGUAUCCGAAUCCCGGCGUAUUCAAUCCGGACAGAUUUAGUGCCGAGAACGUGGCCAAACGACAUAAGUACAGUUACAUAGCGUUUAGCGGAGGCGCUAGAGGAUGCAUAGGUGAGCAUUUAAAUAUAGCUUCUUCUUAGUUCAUGUUUUUCUCCCGAAAUCUUCACACAGAUGUUGCGAGAUUAUUGAGCUGAAAUAUCGAUAAAGGGCAAAGGACCGUCGACCGUUUACUUAAACCUAUAGUUUUUAACCUUUUUGAAUCCACGGCUCUUCUGAUUUUGAAAUCCGAAUUAGUGGUUCCCUUACGAAUAAUAAUAACAAUAAAAUUUAAAAUGAGUAAAUUUACUGUAUUACUAUAUUUAAUGUAAACUCCCUUGAUAUUAAACCACAAUGCUCCUGGGAGCCGCGAUGCACAGGUUAAAAACUAUUGAAUUAUACCAUGAUUUGAUUUAAGUUCUGGUCGCCAUCGAACGAUUAAAACAUUUUUAUCGCGUGGCAUAUGAAUGUAAAAGUCACGCGUAAAUGAAUACUGUAAUCCGUAAGCGCAACUAUAGCGGUUAAAUCGAGAACGCUAUAGAAUCGUGUCAUAGUGGUACUGUGAUAAUAAUAAUUCUGGGUAUAAUUUAAUGUGUAAACGACAGUAAAACAAUUGUAUCCAUUCCGAGCGCUAGAAACACUUGUUUUCUAUAAGCUGCAGUUUCAUUUCAGCAGUCGUCGUGUCAUAUAUUUAACUCGUCAAAACAAACAUGAUAAUAUCUUAAACCGUGGUUUUUACCGAUCUCAUUCCAUUUUACUGAUGCAGGUAUGAAGUACGCGAUGAUAUCGAUGAAGCUGAUGGUGUCCGAAGUGUUGCGCAACUUUAGCGUGCACACGGACAUCAAACUGUCCGACGUCAAGAUAAAGACGAACGACGCUUUCACGCGGAAAGUCGGAGGAUAUCCAAUCACAAUCCUGCCGAGGGACAGGAGGCCAUCGUACGUGCGCAACCCUAUUCAGCCCGCGGCAGGCACCGAAUCACCGCAGAGUCCUACUGUUGUCCGGACUACGUCAUCGCGAUAA